AUCAGGGUGUGUAUUGUUUACAAUAGGUAACUGUUAUGAAACGAUAAUUAAGCAUUAUUUCGAAUUUUAACUGUUUUGAAAGUGAAAAUACGUAGCAGGUCUUAUUGUUUAUAUACAGAUUUAAAUAUUUUGUCAUAGUUCUAAAUUCGAUAAAUCGACGCAGGUAUUUACACUGCAAAUCCAGAGAUCGGCAAGAAGCUCUAGAGAAUUUACUUCUUUCUCUCUCCAACUUUUUUCAACAACAAUUGUUUUCAUACAUACUAUAGCUUUUCACAAUGGGAGACCACAAUAUUGCCCGUUUAACAUUCAUAGUCCUGUCUCUUGUCAUGUUCAUCAUCUGCAUCAUAUUCAAUAUACUUGCUGGACCAGGUGUUGGUCCUUUUCUGAACACCACCAGUGCCAUAUCAAAUAAGUAUGAUACAGAUAUCACACCCUCGGGAUGGACUUUCUCAAUCUGGGGGGUGAUCUACACAUGGCUAACUCUCAUGCAUGCAUAUAUCCUCUCCACCACCUGCAGGAGGACUGCUUAUGGUCCAAUGUACUGCAGUCCUGCUGUGUUGCCAUAUGGAUUCUUCAUCAGCUGGAUUUUAAAUAUGUUACUGAAUAUAGGCUGGCUCCUUCUAUGGGACAGAAAGGUGAUGAUUGCUUCAUUGAUUUUCCUUGCCUUAAUUGCCUUCACAAACUACUUGAUGAUAUUCUUCUCUUGCCAUGGCCUCAAAGAAUAUGGAGCCUGGUUAAAUAAAUAUCACAAAGUAGACCUCUGGUGCUUGCGAAUGCUGGUUCAGAACGCGAUUGCCACAUACACCACAUGGACAACUAUUGCCACACUGAUCAACUUCACGAUUGUGCUAAAUUAUGAUGCAGGAAUGACCAGAUCAGAUGCAGGAACAGUGUCUCUCUCAAUCCUUUUGGGUGAAGUUGUUGCUUGGUUCAUUGUUGAGAACAUUGUGUUUGAAAAGCACCUGCGAUACAUCCUGACAGUCUACCCUGUGGUCAUUGUGGCUCUGAUCGGAAACAUGACAAAGAAUUUUAAAGCUGCAAAUCCAAGCCGUAAUGGCAUUUUCAUAGCUGUCUUACUGGGGUUGGCUUGUGCGCUGUUUGCGAUCAGAGUGGUGCUAAUUAUCUGGAGGCAUAUUAAACACCCUCUCUACAGAGGUAUGAAUGCAGAGGAGGUUGUGUCACCGACAGAAAUUGCUGAAAAGCAAAAGAAAAUCUUAAAUUAAAUUGGAUGUUCAUGUAACUUUAUAUCUAAUCAUGCUAAUUAAGUGUUUUUUAUUAAUGCUAUCUAUUUAAUUGUUUAAAUGUAAAUAUGGUGCUUUUGAAAACAUCACUUAUUAAAAAUAAACAGCAAAACACUCUAAACAUGAGUCAAACAAAUUGAAUUGCUCUUAUCAGGGCAGGGGUAUCAUAGUAUCUAUACAGUCAGUGGGCAUGAUCUGAGCACGUAUAUUUUUUUACCUUCAGCAAUAAAAUCAUAAAGCUCACAUGGGUCACAAGGCAUAGCAAUCAGUAGAUAUGUUUAUAUAAAGGGAAGAUCAUAGUUUGAGAGGGGAAGUCAGAAGGAUGAGUUUGUAAGGACUAAUAGUAUGAAAACACAUACGCAGAGUGCUCAGUCGGUGAUUCAAAAUUCAUAGAGUUAACAUGAUCACAAUCCUUCUUUAUAUGUAUUUAAUUAACUGUUUAUCACUAUUUGUGUAUUGCUACUGUGUAAUAAUAACUCAUGUAUUUGUAUAUGAACCGAUGGAAGGAAUCCAUUUUUAUCAGUUCAG
Messenger RNA from Xyrauchen texanus (razorback sucker), 1769 nucleotides. RefSeq lists its product as uncharacterized. The transcript is spliced from 9 exons. Lineage: Eukaryota; Metazoa; Chordata; Actinopteri; Cypriniformes; Catostomidae. The coding region runs from base 276 to 1223 and encodes 315 amino acids. The record is from RefSeq and is a predicted model, not a curated record.